UUAUAAACACGACAUUAUCACGAAAACUGUUUAAUCUUCAAAGUGAGUUUACUUAUAUAACAGGACUAACAGAGGGUAAUACCAUGUUUCAGUAAAGACAUGAGUAUUUCUGUAAAGAUCUUGUUUUUUGCCAAAGCUAAAGAACUUUCAGGUUUAAAGGAAUCUCAAAUAACAUUGCCAGAAACAGUAAGUUACAAACAAUUGUUACAAGACGUAGUAAACAAAUAUAAUUUGAAACCAAUUGAGAAAAACAUCAUCAUUGCAUUGAAUCAGGAAUUCUCUGAGGCAGAUAAAAUUUUUAAACUAGAAGAAAGUGAUAUUAUUGCUGUUAUUCCUCCGUUGAGUGGUGGAUAAAAUGGAUUACUUAAAAUUCAGC
Nicrophorus vespilloides is the source of this 376-nucleotide messenger RNA. RefSeq names its product molybdopterin synthase sulfur carrier subunit (gene Mocs2A). Gene Ontology annotation, biological process: Mo-molybdopterin cofactor biosynthetic process. The record is from RefSeq and is a predicted model, not a curated record. The transcript has a single exon. Lineage: Eukaryota; Metazoa; Arthropoda; Insecta; Coleoptera; Silphidae. The coding region runs from base 100 to 354 and encodes 84 amino acids.